AUGCCUGCUGUUCGCCAACGCCUUCAUCGUUCUGCACGACUUGGAGGCAACCCUCCAGUGCGCUGUAGCCUGAGAGUGAUGGACUCCGCCGAGCCAUCCACUACCACCAUCUAUCUUACAGUGGCCCCUCCACGCAUUCCAAAUGUGCCGCCAGGGCUCAGCCCCCCCCCUCAUAUCACUCCACUAAGCUGCCAUCAACUUACAGAUUCGCAAAUCAUUCCUCCCCUGCUAGCGCCCACAGAUCCCAUUACUUUUGCUGCUCUCGUUCCUUCUGCCCCUCCCACAGAACCCAUUACUUUUGCUGCUCUCGUUACUUCUGUCCACCCUGCUCUCGUUACUUCUGCUCCCCCCCCGCUCUCGUUCCUUCUGCCCCUCCCGCUGUAG
Suillus subaureus is the source of this 384-nucleotide messenger RNA. RefSeq lists its product as uncharacterized. Lineage: Eukaryota; Fungi; Basidiomycota; Agaricomycetes; Boletales; Suillaceae. Bases 1 to 384 code for a protein of 127 amino acids. The record is from RefSeq and is a predicted model, not a curated record. The transcript has a single exon.